CCAUCUCGCCCACAUACUCACCCCGUCUCUGCCGCUAGGCCCCAGUCCUGGGCUCAGUAAAGCCCUGAGCGUGAAGGCUCCAUGCAUCUCUGUAAAGGUGGUCAGCCCUGUUCAGAAUGAUCAUUAACGACACCUCUCUUCCAUUUCCCCCUCCAGAGGGUUCCAGCUGCAAACUCUGCCCCAAGGACUGGCUGCUGCAUGGGAACAAGUGUUACUGGUUUUCUACAGCUAUUAAAGGCUGGGAGUGGAGCCGUGACGACUGUUUAAUGAAGAGAGCACAACUGCUAGUGAUCCAUGACCGGGAGGAGAUGGCGUCCAUAGGGAAUAUUACACGGGACCAACAUCAGGUGUGGAUUGGACUUAACAUCACAUCCCCAGGGAGGACGUGGACCUGGCAGGACGGAUCCCCGUUAAAUCAAACACUGUUCCCAGUUUUGGAUCCUGGGAAAGAGAACAACUGUGCCUCUGUGAAGAAAAACAAGAUCCUUUCUGAAAUCUGCCAAGCUGAGUUGAAAUGGAUUUGCCAGAAAGCAGCUGUCCUAGUUUAAGGAGGAGUCUGGUGGCACCUUAAAGACUAACUGAUUUAUUUGUUAGUCUUUAAGGUGCCACCAGACUCCUUGUUGUUUUUGUGGAUACAGACUAACACGGCUACCGCCUGAUACUAGUUUAAGGAGACGGAUUUGUGAGCUCUGUUUGCACAGGAGGAAUGUAAAAAGUUUGGUGUGUUUCAUCGUUAUUUCAGCUAUUAAAAACGACGGGUGAGAUGCUCAGCCGGUGUAAAUAGUAUAAAAGUCAAUGG
Messenger RNA from Chrysemys picta bellii (western painted turtle), 799 nucleotides. NCBI's taxonomy places the organism in Eukaryota, Metazoa, Chordata, Testudines, Emydidae. The record is from RefSeq and is a predicted model, not a curated record.